Messenger RNA from Radiomyces spectabilis, 1252 nucleotides. Its product is annotated as cytochrome C1 family-domain-containing protein. The record is from RefSeq and is a predicted model, not a curated record. Bases 128 to 1042 code for a protein of 304 amino acids. The transcript is spliced from 7 exons. Gene Ontology annotation, molecular function: heme binding; electron transfer activity. Gene Ontology annotation, biological process: mitochondrial electron transport, ubiquinol to cytochrome c. Lineage: Eukaryota; Fungi; Mucoromycota; Mucoromycetes; Mucorales; Radiomycetaceae.
CUUUGGAAACACCCGACGUUGGUCAACAAAACUUUUUUUUUUCAGCCCGCGCUACAAAUCCGGCUGCUGCUUUCCCUCUCUUUUUGCUUUCUGAACAUUACCCCUACUCCUCCCUACUCUUCUGCUCAUGUUCGCUAGGAUUGCUUCCCAAGCCACUAGACGCACGGCCAACCAGCUUGCCAAACCUGCUGUUCAGGCUCGCUUCGCGUCAACAAAGCCCGUUGCUGCUGCUCAAAUUGCUGCUGUGACCGCUGGUAUUGUUGGUGCUACUGGAUUGGCUUAUGCGUACGUCGAUAGCAGUGUCUCUGCCAACAUGGCCGAUGAAGGUCUCCACCCUCCGGAGUACCCAUGGCCUCAUAGUGGCCCUAUGAGCACUUACGAUCACGCUUCCAUUCGUCGUGGUUAUCAAGUGUACCGAGAAGUUUGCUCCGCUUGCCAUUCGCUCGACCGUAUCGCUUGGAGAAACUUGAUCGGUGUUUCUCACACUGAGGACGAAGUCAAGGCUAUGGCCGAAGAAUUCGAGUACCAAGAUGGUCCCGAUGAGAACGGUGACAUGUUUGACAGACCCGGCAAGCCUUCCGACUACAUGCCCAAGCCUUAUGCUAAUGAGGAACAAGCUCGUGCCGGUAACGCUGGUGCUUUGCCCCCGGAUUUGUCCCUUAUGACCAAGGCUCGUCACGGUGGUGCUGAUUACGUGUUCAGUCUUUUGACCGGUUACAUGGAUCCCCCAGGCGGUGUUGAAGUUCGUGAAGGUUUGAACUAUAACCCCUACUUCCCUGGUGGUGCUAUUGCCAUGGCUCGUGUAUUAUUCGAUGAUCUUGUUGAAUACGAAGAUGGUACUCCUGCUACUACCUCCCAGAUGGCAAAGGAUGUCGCAACUUUCCUGUCCUGGGCUGCUGAACCCGAACAUGAUGAUCGUAAGAAGAUGGGUAUGAAGGCCACUAUCAUCUUGACCGGUAUGACACUGUUGUCUGUCUGGCUCAAGCGCUUCAAGUGGGCUCCCAUCAAGACAAGAAAGAUCGUCUACAACCCUCCCAAGUAAAUUAUAUACUCGUCCAACUUAUUUUCUUUUUCAUUCUUUUCUGAUUGUUAUCUACUUUUUGGCUUUCACAAAAAAAGCGAGAAAGGAGAAAAAGAACAAAAUACAUAUUCUUUAGAAGUAAAACUAUUCUCGACUACCGCAAUUUUUUGUUCAGCAUCAUGCACUCCAUUAAUCCGAUCUGUUCAUCGCCAAGGUGUGCUGCUGUAAUAG